This is a messenger RNA of Alligator mississippiensis (American alligator), 3335 nucleotides long. It is a transcript of the gene KIT, whose product is annotated as KIT proto-oncogene, receptor tyrosine kinase. Gene Ontology annotation, cellular component: signaling receptor complex. Lineage: Eukaryota; Metazoa; Chordata; Crocodylia; Alligatoridae. The coding region runs from base 137 to 3049 and encodes 970 amino acids. Gene Ontology annotation, biological process: multicellular organism development; positive regulation of MAP kinase activity; Fc receptor signaling pathway. The record is from RefSeq and is a predicted model, not a curated record. Gene Ontology annotation, molecular function: cytokine binding; ATP binding; transmembrane receptor protein tyrosine kinase activity. The transcript is spliced from 21 exons.
CUGGAGCUGGAGGAGGAGGAGCAGGAGCAGGAGCAGGAGCAGGUGGUGUUUGUUGUACUCCGACAACUGCCCGUGGAGGCGCCUGUCCGUGCGGGCGCUGGGGACCCGCGGCGAGGCUGAGCGCGGGACGGGCGUUAUGGAGGGCGCGCUCCCUGCCCGGGGGCUCGCACGGCUGCUGCUGCUGGUGGUGCUCCUGCUGCGCUUUCCAACAGGUGAUACAGUACCUUCUAUUAAUCCGGAAAAACCUGUCUUCAUUCUGAAUAAGGGACAAAGCUUAAAACUGCUGUGCAAUGAUACUCUUCCAGUGAGUUGGGAUUUUAAAAACCCAAAGCCAUCAGCAAAAGAAAGGACUUCCGAUAAAAAGGAGUGGUACAUAACACAUGCAACAACUAAAGAUGUAGGCAAAUACACAUGCAAAAACAGUGAGAAUGUCAGUGCUUCCACUUAUGUUUUUGUUAAAGAUCCAGACAUCCUCUUUCUUGUUGACUCUCCCACCUAUGCCAAAGAGGACAGAGAGAUUCUUGUGGUGUGUCCAUUGACAGAUCCAGAUGUGUCAAAUUACACUCUGAAAAUGUGUGAUCGCCCAUGGCUGCCCAAGGGUAUGGAACUUGUUCCUGAUCCCCACAAAGGAAUCCUCAUAAAAACUGUACAGAGAUCAUUCAAAGGAUGCUACCGGUGCUCAGUACAGAAGAAUGGAAGUGAGAUAAUGUCUGAACCGAUUUCUCUGAAUGUAAGAGGAGUUCCCAAAGCCUCUCCAAAUGUCACUGUAUCCAAACAAACCCAGCUUCUGAAAGAAGGAGAAAAAUUUGAAGUUACAUGCACAAUAAAAGAUAUAGACAGCACUGUGAGUGCCUCUUGGACUCAGCCUUGGUUUCAUAGAAAUGGGAAUGUUUCAAGCAGAAGCAACAAUGUGGGUGAUUAUGGAUAUGUAAGGAAAUUAACAUUGAGCAUCAGUUCAGUGGGAGUUAAUGAUUUUGGAGUAUUCACAUGCCAAGCAGAAAAUGCUUUCGGAAAAUCCAAAGCCACAGUAACCUUGAAUGUUCUAGAUAAAGGAUUUGUCAGUUUGUCUACUCCGAACGAAACAACAUUAGUCAUAGAUGCUGGAAAAAAUCUAAAUUUAGUUGUUUAUUGUGAGGCAUAUCCAAAACCCGAAGAACAAGUGUGGAUGUAUAUGAAUGAAACAUUACAAAAUUCAUCUGAUCAUUCUGUCCGCUUCAAGGAUUUGGGCAAUAACAGCUAUGUGAAUGAGCUUCACCUUACCCGAUUAAAAGGAACAGAAGGAGGCAUGUACACAUUUCUUGCAUCCAAUUCUGAUGCCAACUCCUCUAUAACGUUUAGCGUCUACGUGAAAACAAAACCAGAGAUUCUUUCUUCAGACAGACUCAGUAAUGGCAUGCUCCAGUGUGUGGCAGCUGGCUUCCCAGCCCCUACAGUAGAGUGGUAUUUUUGUCCAGGAAUUGAGCAGAGGUGUUUUGAUCCACCAACUAUAACUUCAUUUGAUGCGAAGAUCAGUUCUAAAAACUCAUCGAGCCCAUCAUUUGGUUGGGUAGUAGUUGAAAGUACCAUUGAUGUCAGCUCAUUCAAAAACAAUGGCACUGUAUCAUGCAAGGCUUCCAAUGAUGUUGCAAGGAGUUCUGCAAACUAUUUCAACUUUGCAGUCAAAGAACAAACCAACACACAUACCCUUUUUACUCCUUUACUGAUAGGGUUUGGAGUAGGAGCAGGACUGAUGUGCAUCAUAGUAGUGAUUCUUGUGUACAAAUAUCUCCAGAAACCCAAAUAUGAAGUUCAGUGGAAAGUUGUGGAAGAAAUAAAUGGAAACAACUAUGUUUAUAUAGACCCAACACAGCUUCCUUAUGACCACAAGUGGGAAUUUCCUAGAAAUCGACUGAGUUUUGGUAAAACUCUUGGUGCUGGAGCUUUUGGAAAAGUCGUUGAGGCUACUGCAUAUGGCCUGUUUAAAUCUGAUGCUGCAAUGACAGUAGCAGUAAAAAUGCUCAAGCCAAGUGCCCAUUUAACGGAAAGAGAAGCCUUAAUGUCUGAAUUGAAAGUUCUGAGUUACCUUGGUAACCACAUUAAUAUCGUGAAUCUUCUUGGAGCUUGCACUAUUGGAGGUCCCACUCUGGUCAUUACAGAAUAUUGCUGCUAUGGUGAUCUUCUGAAUUUUCUGAGAAGAAAACGGGAUUCAUUUAUUUGCCCAAAGCAUGAUGAACAUGCAGAAACAGCAGUUUACAAGAACCUUCUGAAUAAGAAAGAGCCUUCCUGUGAUAUCAUCAAUGAAUACAUGGACAUGAAACCAGGAGUCUCUUAUGCAGUUCCACCAAAUGCUGAGAAAAAAAGAUCAAGGAAGUCAGGAGCAUAUAUUGAUCGUGAUGUUACCCUUGCUAUGCUGGAAGAUGAUGAACUGGCACUUGAUGUUGAAGAUCUGUUAAGUUUUUCUUACCAGGUAGCAAAGGGCAUGAGCUUCCUGGCCUCAAAAAAUUGCAUACACAGGGACUUGGCAGCAAGAAACAUUCUUCUCACUCAUGGUCGCAUCACAAAAAUUUGUGACUUUGGCCUUGCUAGAGAUAUCAGGAAUGACUCAAAUUAUGUGGUCAAAGGAAAUGCUCGACUACCAGUAAAGUGGAUGGCACCUGAAAGUAUUUUCAACUGUGUUUACACCUUUGAGAGCGAUGUCUGGUCGUAUGGAAUCUUACUUUGGGAACUGUUUUCUUUAGGAAGCAGCCCCUACCCUGGAAUGCCCGUGGACUCCAAGUUUUAUAAGAUGAUCAAGGAAGGAUACAGAAUGUUUAGUCCAGAAUGCACACCAGUUGAAAUGUAUGAGAUAAUGAAGAGUUGCUGGGAUGCUGAUCCUUUACAGCGACCAACAUUUAAGCAAAUUGUGCAGCUAAUUGAGCAGCAGCUAUCAGAUAAUACUAAUUGUGCUUACUCAAACCUUCCAGCAAAACUUGCCAAUCAAGGACAUCUUGCAGAUCACUCUGUGAGGAUUAAUUCUGUGGGUAGCAGUUCUUCAUCAACUCAGCCCCUCCUGGUACGUGAAGAUGCUUGAGAUGAAAUGGGGCAUCUGGAAAGAAAGUGUCCCAGAUGGCACAGCUGCUCUUAUUUUGAAGUGGAGGAAGACAAGUUUACUUUAAUCAUUUCUCUUCUUUCCUUACCACUGGAUAGUGGAAGUGUUGCUGUAAUACUGUACUUUACCACAUACCAUUGUACAUAAACUUAGUUCACCCAGCAUGGUUACAGCUAUUGUUGUAGCAUUGAAUGGAGCUGCAUGUAUUUUGCUGUUCUGUGUGUAUUUUGCAGAAGGGAACCAAAUUAAAAAAAGUCUGAAUCCUCAA